Scutellospora calospora is the source of this 289-nucleotide messenger RNA. The record is from the annotation of a GenBank genome assembly. Lineage: Eukaryota; Fungi; Glomeromycota; Glomeromycetes; Diversisporales; Gigasporaceae.
GAACAAGAUGUAGAAAAGAUAUCGUUGGACCUAAGGGUAUUCCAAUAUUUGGAAAUUUUUUCUCAAUUAUAAAAAGAAAUAGUUAUAUUCAUUAUGAACAUGAAUUGGCAAUUAAAUAUGGUUCAUUCUUUACAUUUACAUUUCCAAGCUAUGGCCGAGUUAUUGUCAUAAAUGAUCCACAGUCAAUAGAACAUGUGCUUAAAACAAAUUUUGAGGAUUAUGGAAAAAGUGAUUUUUUCCAUGAACUUGGCUAUGAAAUGUUUGGUGAUGGAAUAUUUGCAGUUAAUGG